AUGGCCUCAAUACCUGCAGCUGCCCCGCAAGUUGGCGAUGAGGCAAAACCCAGCGCUGAUGAAUAUCCCCAGAGCCUCGGGCUGAUCGGAUGGAGACCAGAAGAUGAGAGCUCCUCAUUCAUCCGGUUCCUAGGAACUCACGGAUCUCACAUAGCAUAUACUACCAAGGACAGCGGCAACUUGCCCUCCUGUCCCAUUUCAAGCCGGCAGAGCAUCAAGAUCGGCAUCAAACCCACGUCGCGACUGAGCCACGUCGUCUCAUGUCUUAAGGGGAAGUUUUGCGAUAGUCGCCAGCAGAUUUCGGAUGAUGCCCAACUACAGUUCUACUGGGUUGACAAGCGAUUGAAUGGCAACGAGAUCCCAAUGGGCCUCUCUACUUUACAAUACAGGGUACUAGACCCCGAUGACAGUGGCUCGAUACAGGUCCAUUGUCGCACAACCGCUCUCGACUUCCACAUGAAGCUCAGCGAAGUCCAACUGGAACAACUAGCUCGCGACGUCGAGUCGGGGGCAAUGGUCGGAAGUCUGCGACAAACCGUAGCGCAACUCCUACAUGCAUCAAAUCCCUCCUCUGCCGCCAGAGCCGUAAAUCCCAACCAGGUCGUGAUCGAAGCAGCUGGCGGACAGAGACCCGGGCCGCUACAGGGUAGCAACUGGGAGACGCGUAAAGUCAAAUCAUGGCUUUGCCGACACAUAGUGAUAGGCCUGAGACACCGCGGAGAUGUCUUCGUCUUCAAGGCGCUUAACGAGGAGUACAUCUGGCACAGCCCCGAUGUCGAUCGCGAUGGCUGCGUAAAUGCGCGAGCAAUGAAGCACUGGCUGAAGCGCGACCUUCUCACCACCAUCCAUCAGCGAGUCGUCCACCGGCGCGGGAUCGAAAGUGACGAUAUUCAACUCUUCCAUCGAGACAAAGUGGUCAAAGACCGUACCCGCUUCCGUCCAGGCACAAGUCUCGAAUUCCGGUUAUCGCACGCUGUGGAAGAUGCCUACGUCGAAGCUGAGGCAUGGCUCGUGCCAGAGACAGAGACUUGUGCGGUAUGUAGCGAGGACAAGAGGGUGUCGGAGAUGCCGAACCAGAUGCGAAUCACAACGGCUUGCGAACAUGAAUCUGCGACUUGCAAGGAGUGUGUCGACCAGUGGAUUGCUUCAAGUCUGGACACUAUGACCUGGGACCGCCUGAAGUGUCCGGAGUGUCCUCAGUUACUGGCGUUCGACGACGUCAGGGGCUCCGCUACCCGCGAGACAUUCGAUCGCUACGAUAAGCUGGCAACCAAAGCCGCAGUCGGCAAGCUCCCAGAGUUCCAAUGGUGCCUGAACCCUCGUUGCGAAGCUGGUCAGAUACACCCCAACGGAUGCACCAAGGCAAUAUGUCACAAGUGCAAACACUACUCCUGCGUCCGCCACAACGUCCCCUGGCACAAGGGGGAGACAUGCGCGCAGUUCGACCGCAUUCGCAAACACAGGAAGGACGACAAGCUCUCGGAGCAGCACAUCAAGGAGAUCACGAAGCCAUGCCCCAAGUGCAAGAGGAAAGUGCACAAGUUCAGCGGCUGCGACCAUAUUACAUGUAUAUGCGGCCACGAAUGGUGCUGGCUCUGCCUCGCAGUCUAUUACAGAGGUGAAAACGGCUUCCUGGAGUGCAAACACACCCAGCAGUGUCGGUACCACCGUAACCCGCCCGACUACGAAGGGGGCAGAGCCUUCCUGCCUUUUACGGAUUUCGGUGGCCUACCACCGCUGAGGCCACGGCCAGGUGGCUUUGGCCCGCCUCCUGGAGUCAACUUGCCUCCGUUCAGGCGAGCUGGACAACCGGUGCCACCACCGCCACCAGCACCAGCACCAGCACCAGCACGACCUCAUAAUCGCCCGCCGCCCGCUCCAAGGUUGCUUAAUGCUGAUCCGUUCGAGUUCUUCCUGGGUGCCGGCGGAAACCGCCAUCCGUUCUACUUCGAUACCAACAUACCCAGGAUGGGACAACUUCAGCGAGAACAGGUCACCGGGUUCAUCGAGCAAGCGCUGCUCUUUGACUUUGGACAAAUGUUGCAACGAGCGAGGUGA
Anthostomella pinea is the source of this 2058-nucleotide messenger RNA. The record is from the annotation of a GenBank genome assembly. Lineage: Eukaryota; Fungi; Ascomycota; Sordariomycetes; Xylariales; Xylariaceae.